AUGCUCCGAAAACGACGCUCGAUGGACAUCGAUAAGACGGACGGCCCAUGGCAGCCAGGCACAUUGGGAUCAGUGAAGGAGAAAAAUGCAGCGCAAACCAUGACAAAGCUAAGCAGGACGACUUGGGAACGACUUCAAACGCGCAAGUAUGAGGGCGGGAGGCCGAUGAGUGAGGAGCACACCAUCGACGCCUUGCUGGGCAGCCUAGCCAUCCCGCAUGACGUGUGGAGGGACCGCGUUGCACGGAAGAACCCGACGCAUGUUGCAGAGAAAACCCGAUGCAAGCUGUUUCAGAUGCUGAUCAACCUACAGGAUCCCGCCGAGAAACCUCAGCAGGAGAAGUCGCCGGAUCCAAAGGGAAGACGACGCGGAGCGCAACGAGCUACUCGACAUGUACGGGACCGAGCAGGCUUACAAGGAGCCGGCUGUUCUAAUCGAGUUUAUGAACAACUACCUCUGCACUUCGCGGACUUCUCCGAGCUGUGGCCCAUUUUCCAGCAGGGCAUCGACGUCAUCACGUCAUCCAAACCAACCAGCGCUUACCGCGUGUUUCACAUCACCGGCGGGCGACCGUAUCAGGAUUCAGGAGGAACAGACAAAGAGGAAUGGUGGCAGAGCAAGGACAAGCACAAGAUCGAGUUUGGCAUUCCGCCGCCCACCGGUGCCAAUAGAGCCGAGGUCGUCAUAGUGUCGAGCGGUGGCUGGAAAGCAGUUGAGUGCUGCGAGAACGACGACAUCUUCGACGACCUGGGCCUCGAUCAUCGGCGCAUGGAAAACUCCCUGCCGCAAAAGACGCUGCUGACGACCGAUGUCCGCUACCUCGGUGACGAUGCGUCCCAAGUCCCCACGGAGGACCUCAUUCUGUUUCUGCAGCGGCUCUCUGCCAAAGAUCACAAGUGGGCCAUUGUCGGCAUCAACAAUGUCAAGAAACUUGCCCCGCCGUCGGGUGAAGCAUCGAGGUCUCUGGUCCUGCUCGCCGGCCACAAAGACAUGGAAUACUUCCUCGUCCAGGCACAUUUCCGCCGCAUGCAUCACGUAGGCGCAGAAGACGAGAUGCAGGCCGAUCUGGUCCGCGGCAAGGGUACGGGCCAUACACCAAGACACCUCAUCCCGAGCUAA
Messenger RNA from Metarhizium album ARSEF 1941, 1119 nucleotides. RefSeq lists its product as uncharacterized. The coding region runs from base 1 to 1119 and encodes 372 amino acids. The transcript has 4 exons. Lineage: Eukaryota; Fungi; Ascomycota; Sordariomycetes; Hypocreales; Clavicipitaceae. The record is from RefSeq and is a predicted model, not a curated record.